AUGAACACUACUGAAAUGCACUUGGCACUCAGAGACGCUAACUCUUACACCUCCUGCAAAUCCUUUGAUCUCUUUCGCUCUCCCUCUCGCUGGUCUCUUUUUGGCUCUCGCUCUCUCACUGGUCUCUUUUUGGCUCGCUUUUGGUCUCUCUCUCUCUCUCUCUACCUUUUGGUCUCUCUCUCUCUCUCUCUCUCUCUCUACCUUUUGGUCUCUCUCUCUCUCUCUCUACCUUUUGGUCUCUCUCUCUCUCUCUCUACCUUUUGGUCUCUCUCUCUCUCUCUCUCUACCUUUUGGUCUCUCUCUCUCUCUACCUUUUGGUCUCUCUCUCUCUCUCUCUCUCUCCUUUUGGUCUCUCUCUCUCUCUACCUUUUGGUCUCUCUCUCUCUCUCUCUACCUUUUGGUCUCUCUCUCUCUCUCUCUCUUUUGGUCUCUCCUUUUGGUCUCUCUCUCUCUACCUUUUGGUCUCUCUCUCUCUCUCUCUACCUUUUGGUCUCUUUGUCCCAAAAUAUUGAGUCCAUUUGUGUCUCACCCCCCAAUCCCCCCCAAAAAAAACAUCCCACUCUCCAUGACUGGUGUAGCUAA
Messenger RNA from Acanthosepion pharaonis, 582 nucleotides. The record is from the annotation of a GenBank genome assembly. Lineage: Eukaryota; Metazoa; Mollusca; Cephalopoda; Sepiida; Sepiidae.